Hyaloscypha bicolor E is the source of this 2363-nucleotide messenger RNA. RefSeq lists its product as uncharacterized. The transcript is spliced from 2 exons. Lineage: Eukaryota; Fungi; Ascomycota; Leotiomycetes; Helotiales; Hyaloscyphaceae. The coding region runs from base 118 to 2280 and encodes 720 amino acids. The record is from RefSeq and is a predicted model, not a curated record.
CCAGAAUCGGACCAGCAGCAAGCUCAUGUAGAGUGGUCCUUACCAAGCCUCGACGUGGAAACCACCAAAUCAACAUUGAGGAGCCAUGAACACUUUGUGGUUAAGAGCGGUUAUGUCAUGAGUGAUCUUCCAAAAUUCGAUGACCUCUUACCCUAUGGCACAACUGCGGAGGACGAGACCGGGCUUUGGGAGAAGGAAGUGGCACGUCUUGUCAAAAUUGCAAACUCUCCAGCAGCACUUCAUCUCCACGGAGAAGAAGACUGGUUUGGAAAAGCGGAUCGAGAUGGUUAUACCAGAUUACACAAGAUUGCAAUACAGCUACAAGACGCGCUUGAUAUCUGUAACCAUGACAAUGAGCUGCUGUUGAUCGAACACAUGUCUGAGCAGGCAGAUCGACAGACCUACAACACCGCACAUAACAGAUUACUGCGGUAUUACGACCCCGAUGAAGGAAAGGAAAGAUUCCAGCGUCAUCUCCGUCUCGACAACAGCAAUGACAGAUACUACCAUGCCAUCGUCAACUACCUUACUGGCAUGAUGGUGCGCGUCCUUUUGCGCGUGAUGCGUGGGGCUUUGUGGGAGGAGCAGUGCGUCGUCACAGUUGCAAAGUUUGCCGCAAAGCUGAAGAUCUUGGUGAACGACUUGCCAAUGUUUGCGGCAACUUGCCUCACAAGGACAGAGGAAGUCCAGUUUCGUACCUUUCACCAAGCGAAAGUGGACAGCAGAAUGGAAUACGGCAAUUCAACAUUGGAUAACGAUGGAUUAGUGCCGCCGGAGAAGAUCCCGAACAGCCAGCAGCCUCAAUUGGAGCGAGGCUCGGUCGAUGCCGAGAUGCGAUAUUUCAUUCUUAUGAAGACCUUUCAUCUUGGCAUCUCCCGUCUUCUUGUAUCGACGCUUUCAAAUCUCAGAUCGAAUGAAGACACAGAGAUGUCGACGGAUGUCUUCAAUACCAGUGUUAUGAUGUACGAGGACUACAUCAUUAACCGGCGGUUGUUCCUCUGCUCUCAACGCGAUGGUACCAUUGGUAGCGCUACUGAUUCGAGAGUCAUUGCGUCUGCGGGUGCGGCAUUCCAAGUGUGCCUGGACGCCUGGAAACCUUUGGCAGACCUGCCAGCCGACAAGAACAUCCUAUCCCAGGACUGGACUCUACUGUCGUGGAAGUGGACAGAGCUCGACCCUAAAACUUUUGAACGGCUACCUGGCAACUUCACUUCGUCUGUGAAGUUGUCGACGAUGAAGAGAGCCAUCACUAGUCUCGUCCCAUAUUUCAUGGUUUGCGGCAGCUUUCCUAGCCUGCUCCAGGACUUGUCCAACAAAGUCUCCUUAAUCACAGAUCCAACAGCACCAGUAAAGCCUGUCAACCAAAAACCUUUCUUGGCAGUGUUUACAUCUCGGACAAGCGCAUAUAUGGCCAAGCGGUUUGAUAUCUUCAGCGAUGAUGACGUUUGCGAUAUCUCGCAUUCAGUGCUUGCCCGUGGGAAGGCUCUGGCCAGGUCAGCGACGACAGCAACCAGUGAGAGUAUACGCCUUACUCGGGAUGCGGAGCGGAGGAGAAUGGCUAAGGCUAUGAAGGAGUUCCAGACCUGGAUGAUCGAUGAGACAUCAAUUAUCAUUCCCCAUAAGCUGUACGCCUGGGGAUUCUUGGGCGGAUCUGCGGUGGUUGUCUUCGGCGGCCUAGCCAUGGGACUGACUGUAGGCGAUCGAAUCACCGGAGUUGAUCCUUUAGGGCUCGCUAGCUACUGCUGGCUGUUUGCUGGAUUCGUGUUACUUGUUGCGAAAUCUCUCCGUGUCGAAAACUGGCCUUGGAGCCGUUUCUUCCGCGGUCAGGUGGUAUGCAAAUCAGUGAGUGAGGUACACUCCGUUACUGGGAUGGAUACGCAGAUUAUCCUAGCAAUUUUGCUCAGGCUCGAGCCUAAGAUGAGUUUGAUCAAGCGAGGGCCUUUUAAUGCUGUGUUCUCCAAGCGUGGAGCAGAAGGAUUCGCUAUUGAUGUCCCACUACACACUUCCACCCUCAUAGAAGGAGGUUUGAUCCUUGUUAAGGUGCAGAGUGUUGUCGGAGAUGCUCUCAUAGGUAUUCAUUCUGAUCUAUGGACUCGAUACGAUUCUGUGUCUCCAAAGGGCGACAACGCGUUGGAAGACAGGGUAGUUUGUAAGGAUUUCCUGGAUCCAGGAACGUGGAUAUCAAAAGCUGAAAAGUUUCCCUUGUACACGUUGAGUCGAGAUGAUAUUCAAUGGUUUCGAGUUGUUGGGCUCUUUGAGAAAAACGCGUACUUUAAUUAGGUUCACCUAUCUAUAAUGUAGAACCGACAAUGAUGAGAUCUAAAAGCAGCAAGCGUGAACUGCGACUACAUGUCUAAUUGCCU